UCAAGACACUUGUAUUCAUAUUAAAACAGUUAUACAAGUAUAACAAUUAACAUUCACAAAACGAGAAAAUAAGUCUGAUAUUACAUGUAAGUAUGAUUUAAGAUAUUAUUUUAUACAACAGCACAUGGGUCACCAUCAAUGAAAGCUUACAAGAAAUUUCUUUCGUGGGAAAGUUUUAACAAACCGUGUGAUGGACUUUUGUGUAUAAAAAGAUGAAAUAUGUGUUGAAAUGAUCAUAUGAUUUGGGGAAUAUGCACCAAAUUUUGAGAUAUAUAUUAAUAUCUGUAAAGAAUAAAGAAGAAUCUGAAUGAAAAUGUAUAGUUCUGCAAGUUGCCUCAUCAACUUGGUUGCUUUCUCAAUGUUGUGGUUUCUUCUGCAAGCAUCAGUGAUCAGUGCAAAUUUCAGCAUUGGUGUGAUUCUUGAUCAAGCUUCUAGGCCUGGAAAAGAGGCCAAGGUAGCCAUUGAGAUUGCAAUUCAAGAUUUCAACAUCAAAACCAAUCAGACAAUUGGUCUGAAUCAUCAAAACUCUCGAAACAAACCACUUCAUGCAGCUAUUGCAGCAAAACAUCUUAUUGAUGAAGACAAUGUGAAAGCCAUUUUGGGAGGUCAUAAUUGGGAAGAAGCUUCUGCCAUAGCUGAAGUUAUCAGUGAAGCUGAUCAAAAUGUUCCAGUUUUUCUCUCACUAUCGACUACACCACAGGCCACUCAUCAAUGGCCAUUUUUCUUUCAAGCAGUUCCCACACAAUCGACACAGAUGAAUGCAGUGGUUGCCAUUUUACAAUCGUGGGGUAUACGUCAAGUUACUCUCAUAUAUGAAGCCUCGCAUCUAUCCUCAACAGCAUCAAUCAUCUCUCACCUCUCUCAGGCAUUUCGACAAACAGGUUCUGAGCUAAACCAUAUCGUACCACUCACAUCUGCGUCGUGUUUGUUAGAAGAAGAGCUUGAGGUGCUCAAGAAGCAACAAGUUAAAGUCUUUGUAAUUCAUACAUCCCUGGAACUCGGGAUUCGUCUCUUUCAGGCAGCCAAGAAAAUGGAGAUGACUGGAGACGGGUAUCUAUGGAUUGCAACUAAUGGAAUCACAGAUAGUUUUCAUUCCAUUAAUUCCUCCAUGAUUUCUUCAAUGAAAGGCAUGAUCGGAGUCAAAAGCUACUUCCCGGAAAACACUCCGGAGUUUAGAGAUUUCAGCAAAAGAUUCCGUCGGAAGUUCAGUUCAGAUUACCCAGAAGAAGAGGAGGAUGAACCUGGAAUUUUUGCCGUGCAAGGAUACAAUGCCGUGAAAUUGUUUGAAGAAAUAUCACCAGAAAACUUUGAUCACAAAAUACUUCCCCCGCAGAGUAUCGUCGAGAUCGUGAAAGUGGUAGGAAAGGGAUAUCACAGUGUGUACUGGACCGAAGGAUCAGGGUUUUCAGAGACAAUGGACGAUGACAUCAACGGAGUAACCACGUACACCAAUUCAAUGGACAGCGUCGGACAAGCUUUGUGGCCGAUGCAACCGUGGUACGCCAAUAAACGGCGCCGGAAUCUCGCCGAAAAUCCAGAGAUUCGGAUGAGGGUCGGCGUGCCUGGUCGAUCGCUGUUUAAGCAAUUCGUGAACGUGGAAUAUAAUCCCAAGAAUAAUGAAACUGUGAUCAGUGGAUUCGUAAUCGCCGUGUUUGAUGAAAUUAUGAGAGAAAUGAAACUGCCAUACGAUUAUUUUCCAUUCUAUGGUUCUUACGAUGAACUGAUGAGACAAAUACCAGCAGAGCAAUUCGACGCCAUAGCAGGCGACGUAACAAUUGUAGCUAGAAGGCACGAGUACGUCGAUUUCACGCAACCAUACACUGAAUCAGGUCUGGAGAUGAUCGUCCCCAUCCGCUCCAAAUUAUCAAACCAGCCAUGGUUGUUCAUGAAGCCUUUUACUGCGCAAAUGUGGUGGCUAAUAGCAGCAAUCACCCUUUACAAUGGCUUCAUCAUUUGGUUGAUCGAGGUACCAUUUACAAACUUACAAACUUUCACUAAUCUUAAAUGUCGUCGUUUCACACAUAAUCGUUUUCAGGGGACAAGUUGCAUAGCAAUUUGUCAAGAAUGGCAGGUGUCGUUUGGCUAUUUGGCGCUAAUCAUCACACAGAGCUACACGGCUAGCUUUGCGAGCAUGCUCACAGCUCAACGACUCGAACCCACCAUAACCAGUGUUGAAAUGCUCAGAAACAUGAACGCAACCGUGGGGUACUGCAACGGGUCCUUUAUCAACUACUACUUGAAGGAUGUUCUCGGUUUCAAUAGCUUCAAGGUCAACAGCUAUAACUCAACUCAUCGAUACGCAGAAGCCCUAAACAGUGGCGAAAUCGCCGCCAUCUUUCUUGAAGCUCCGGUAGCCAAAGUCUUCCUAGCUCAGUACUGCAAGAGCUUCGUUAGAACCGGAGAGACAUUCAAAGUUGGUGGGUUUGGAUUCGCAUUUCCGAAGGAAUUUUCAUGGCUUUCGGAUGCUAAUAAAGCCCUGAUGAAUGUUUCGGAAAGUGGGAAACUGAAAGAACUGGAAGACACGUUCCUUACAUCUGAGAAGUGUGUGGAUGACGAAUCUUUUCCUAACGAAGAUGAGAGUCUUAGCCCUCUGAGCUUCUCGAUACUAUUUGUGUUAACGGGAGGGACAUCAACGGUUGCUCUUGUCGUGUACGUUGUCAUGAGCAUUAGAAAAUUUAAAGAAUCUAAUCCCGGAGUCACAAAUAUCUUCGAAUUGAUAUAUGAAUUUAUGAAAGACAAAUGGUAUCAAAGGGGACACUCAUCUAGAGUAGUUGCCGAUGCACAAAGCCCCACAGGCCUACAGAUGGGCCCGGUGAACACGAGUUGACGUGGAUCUUGUAGCAAAUACGUUUGGUUGUCUAUUCUUAGCAAGAGAAUUGUAAAAACUUCAUGAAUUUCUAUGAUGGCCAUUUUUGUCAUUUCAUUUGAUAGAUAACAAUACUAGGACUUGAGUAUGUAACUCGUGGUGUAACAGAUUAGAAAAAGGAAGUCUCAAUAAUAUACAAAACAACCCACUCACUCCUGAAGUUUACAGUCUCGUGUGUUAUUCAUGAGUUUCUUGC
Messenger RNA from Lactuca saligna, 3062 nucleotides. Lineage: Eukaryota; Viridiplantae; Streptophyta; Magnoliopsida; Asterales; Asteraceae. The record is from the annotation of a GenBank genome assembly.